Messenger RNA from Orcinus orca (killer whale), 2230 nucleotides. RefSeq names its product LIM homeobox 9 (gene LHX9). Gene Ontology annotation, molecular function: DNA-binding transcription factor activity, RNA polymerase II-specific; RNA polymerase II transcription regulatory region sequence-specific DNA binding. The coding region runs from base 433 to 1626 and encodes 397 amino acids. Lineage: Eukaryota; Metazoa; Chordata; Mammalia; Artiodactyla; Delphinidae. Gene Ontology annotation, biological process: regulation of transcription by RNA polymerase II; neuron differentiation. The record is from RefSeq and is a predicted model, not a curated record. The transcript has 5 exons. Gene Ontology annotation, cellular component: nucleus.
CUACAGGCACUGGGAACUUGCAAGCAGCCAGGGACCGCUGAAAAUAGCACUUCUUUUUCUUUCUUUGUGUUCAAAACUAUUUUCUUUCUUCACCAGAUUUUGUUUUCCUCCCCCCGCUGCAGUUGUUUCCCAUUAGUAACUCGAUCUCUCAGAGCAGUAAGAUUCUCUAGCCUUCGCCUCCUUUCCCCUCCGCCCGUGUUUGUUUGUUUUCCGCACAUCUCCUUCAGGGAGCCGCUGGGGCUUUUUCUCCCCCCUUCUUCUUUUUUCCUUUCCGAGCAGACCAAUUUCCACUCCGUCUGCCUCUUUCUUUCUUCUUCCCUCUCGCCCCCUCGCCCUCUGUCCCCGAGCGUCUCCGCAGCCCCCCAUCGCGCCGCCUCUGCGGUCCCUGCUUCUCCUUCCCUCGGAUGAGCUGAGAGCCACGGGAGUGUGUAUAUGGAAAUAGUGGGGUGCCGAGCAGAAGACAACUCGUGUCCUUUCCGCCCCCCAGCCAUGCUCUUCCACGGGAUCUCCGGAGGCCACAUCCAAGGCAUCAUGGAGGAGAUGGAGCGCAGAUCCAAGACCGAGGCCCGCCUGGCCAAAGGCGCCCAGCUCAACGGCCGCGACGCGGGGAUGCCUCCGUUGAGCCCUGAGAAGCCCGCCCUGUGCGCCGGCUGCGGGGGCAAGAUAGCCGACAGGUACUACCUGCUGGCCGUGGACAAGCAGUGGCACCUGAGGUGCCUGAAAUGCUGUGAAUGUAAGCUGGCCCUCGAGUCCGAGCUCACCUGCUUCGCCAAGGACGGUAGCAUUUACUGCAAGGAGGACUACUACAGAAGGUUCUCUGUGCAGAGAUGUGCCCGCUGCCACCUUGGCAUCUCCGCCUCCGAGAUGGUCAUGCGCGCCCGAGACUCCGUCUACCACCUGAGCUGUUUCACCUGCUCCACCUGCAACAAAACCCUGACCACGGGCGAUCAUUUUGGCAUGAAGGACAGCCUGGUGUACUGUCGUGCCCACUUCGAGACCCUCUUGCAAGGGGAGUAUCCACCUCAGCUGAGCUACACCGAGCUGGCAGCCAAGAGCGGCGGCUUGGCCCUGCCUUACUUCAACGGCGCUGGCACCGUGCAGAAGGGGCGGCCCCGGAAGCGGAAGAGCCCCGCGCUGGGGGUGGACAUCGUCAGUUACAACUCAGGUUGUAACGAGAAUGAGGCCGACCAUCUGGACCGAGAUCAGCAGCCUUACCCGCCCUCGCAGAAGACCAAGCGCAUGCGCACCUCCUUCAAGCAUCACCAGCUCCGGACCAUGAAAUCCUACUUUGCCAUCAACCACAACCCGGACGCCAAGGACCUCAAGCAGCUUGCUCAGAAAACAGGCCUGACCAAAAGAGUUUUGCAGGUUUGGUUCCAAAACGCACGAGCCAAAUUCAGAAGGAACCUUUUGCGGCAGGAGAAUGGGGGUGUUGAUAAAGCUGAUGGCACGUCGCUUCCGGCCCCGCCCUCAGCAGACAGCGGCGCGCUCAGUCCACCCGGCACUGCGACCACUUUAACAGACCUGACCAAUCCCACUAUCACUGUAGUGACAGCCGUGACCUCUAACAUGGACAGCCGCGAAUCCGGAAGCCCCUCGCAAACUACCUUAACGAACCUUUUCUAACAUUGGUGUUUUUUUUUUUUUAAUUCUUCCUCUUCUUUUUAUUAUUAUUCUAAUGAUUAUUUUAUUAUUUACAAGACUUUUUUUUUUUUUUUUCCCUAACCCACAAGAUACUUGGGAAAUAAAAACAACAGCUUGGUGUGUAGCCUCUGCAGCCACUUGGCAAAUGAGUUUACAGUAUUGUCUCCUUUACAAAGUGUAUUUUUUUUUGUCUACAAAGUGUAUUUGGAUUUAAAAAAAAUUAAUUAGAUCUUUCAGUCGGUAAGGGGAGUUUGGGAAUCAUUCUAAUAAGUGCCUCUUAAAAUUGUAUGUUACUUAUUUCCAGAAUCUCGAAGAAAAAAAAAAGAGUGGUAUUAUGAUGGGCAAAUAAUCAUAUUCCCGGUUAUAUAAUUAGGUUAAUAAAGAAUCAGAUAAUUAUUAAAAUUAUUUUUUUAAUCUUGCAAUUGUACGUGUACUUAUGGAAUUUUGAAAAUUUCAUAUUGUCUUUUUUAAAAUGGAAAAAACAUGUUUUGAUUAUUCCUUUUUUUUUUUUACAAUUGAGGAAUAUGGUUAAACAAGAGCAUUAAGGAUAGCAAAUCUAAAUAUUAAGGAUUAAUUAGGUGGGAAA